Molecule: messenger RNA, 1257 nt
Organism: Batrachochytrium dendrobatidis JAM81
Lineage: Eukaryota; Fungi; Chytridiomycota; Chytridiomycetes; Rhizophydiales
Exons: 7
Coding region: 1-1257 (418 amino acids)
Biological process (GO): resolution of meiotic recombination intermediates; double-strand break repair via homologous recombination
Cellular component (GO): nuclear body; RecQ family helicase-topoisomerase III complex
Molecular function (GO): nucleotide binding
Source: RefSeq, a predicted model, not a curated record
AUGCUGAAUCUUAUCUUGGAGAGAAAGCCAAAGCGUGGCGAGCCUCCUACUCCAGGUGAACUGCAGCUUCCUCGUAAAAUGUUGCAACUCACACUUUCUGAUGGAGGCCAGAUCUGUACUGGAAUAGAGUACACCCCAAUGGGCCAGAUAAACUUACUCACUCCUCUCGGUACAAAGAUUUUGAUAUCAAAUGUUCGUGUUAGUCGGGGCAUAUUAUUGCUAAGUUCAGCAAACACAAAAGUGCUUGGUGGUUCAAUUUCAGAAAUGAAUGCUUUGGACCCAUUGAUUCGCCUGGAAAAUACUUUGAAAAGUCUUUUAAAUAGAGGCGAAGAUUCAUCUGAUGAUUCAAAAAUCAACAAUGCUGCCAUCAAUUCGUCUGUUUCAACAAAUCAGAAUAACCAAACGAUCAAGCCAUCAUCGAAUCAGGAUCUCGAUAUCAAACUCGAAACAGAUUUAACUUGGCAGCCUCAACGAUCAAUGAAACAUUCUCAAGACAAUCCCGACCACUAUACCACAAAAAACUUUUCAGAUACUCAUCGGCAAGCUAAAAUUCAAGACCCUAUACUUGGGACUAGAUCUGAUCACAAUCUUCAAAAUCGCUCAAAGGAUUUGAAAACCCCCUCCAGUACCUUGCAUCAAGCAGAGUUUUCCUCCUGUAUACAAAAUCACACUUUUCCACCCACUACUAAUGCAACUUCAAUCGAUAGUAUGCACUCUUUUGCACAGGAAAAUGUCAACACAGCAUCAUCCUCACGAGUCUGCAAUCCUAUUAUCCCCCAGAGCUCAUUGGAGACUUACAAUACCAAACCAUCAAUUACUGCUGAUACAUCAUUUGAUAGCUAUGAUGAUGACGAUGAAAUACAUAUUCUUUCUCCGGUGGACAGAUGCAAAAUUUCCGAACUGGAAGGCCUGAUUGCUCUCUGCAUUCAAAAAACAGUCAAUGUUGCUGCUCAAUUAUCAUCUUGGGAAAAGCUUGCAGUGACUUCCGAAGGCUAUUCCCUUCGUGUUACAUUAAAUGACAAACACUCGACAUGCUCUGCGUUGCUUAGCAAACCUAUCAUUGCCAGCAGAUUGGGUAUGAGUCAUCAGGAGUUACGCUCUUUGCGAAGUAGUCCCGAAGGAUUAAAAAAACUACAAAAUAUUCUCAAGAAUUUUUAUCAUUCUUUGAAAGAUUUUUGUGGAGUAUUUACUUUGAAUCUUCCUGAGCCUGGAGAAGCUGGACUGGAAAUAAUCCAGAUAAUGGAAGAUUCUUUAUAA